Messenger RNA from Colias croceus (clouded yellow), 1298 nucleotides. RefSeq names its product WD repeat domain-containing protein 83. Gene Ontology annotation, biological process: mRNA splicing, via spliceosome. NCBI's taxonomy places the organism in Eukaryota, Metazoa, Arthropoda, Insecta, Lepidoptera, Pieridae. Gene Ontology annotation, cellular component: catalytic step 2 spliceosome. The coding region runs from base 53 to 964 and encodes 303 amino acids. Gene Ontology annotation, molecular function: protein binding. The transcript has a single exon. The record is from RefSeq and is a predicted model, not a curated record.
UUGUAUCAUUUCAGUUUUAUAAAUACCAAACAAUAAAAAAAAUUAAUCAAACAUGUCUGAAACAACACAAUUAAUAACAUUAACAACAAUAAAAUGUAAGCAGCAAGCUGUGCGUGCUGUGAGGUUUAACAUCGACGGGACAUAUUGCCUCACGUGUGGUGCCGACAAAAAAGUUAAAUUAUGGAAUCCACAUAAAAACUUAUUACUUAAAACCUACGGCGGUCAUGCGAAUGAAGUGUUAGAUGUUGCUGGGUCAUGCGACAGUAGCCAGAUAAUAUCGGGAAGUGUAGAUAAAUCUGUAAUAUUGUGGGAUGUAACUACAGGUCAACCGCUUCGUCGGUACCGUGCGCAUGCAAGCUCCAUAACGUGUAUCAGGUUUAACGAAGAAUCUACAAUGGCUGUGUCCGGUUCCAUAGACAAUACCGUAGCUUUUUGGGACGUCGCGAGUCGAAGGCAAGAGCCCGUGCAGACGUUAAAAGACGCAAAAGACAGUAUCACAUCCAUACAGGUUACCGACCAUGAAGUUUUAACUACAUCCGUCGAUUGUCACACAAGGUUGUAUGAUAUGAGAGUGGGAAAAAUGAUUUCUGAUUAUGUUGGCGCUAUUAUAACCCAUGGAAGCAUGACACAUGAUGGGCAGUGUUAUGUAUUAAGUUGUUCAGAUGAUACAAUCAAAUUGUUUGACAAAGAUUCUGGAGAAUUACUGAACACAUUUUCAGGACACCAAAGUAGAGAUUACAUGCUGGAGAAUUGUAUAAAUGAAAAAGAUAGUCACAUCAUAUCUGGUUCAGCGAGUGGCGAGGUGUUUUAUUGGGAUUUAAUUUCGAGUAAUAUAACAAAUAAGUUAGUACAUACUAAUAAUAAAGCAGUGGUGUCUGUGAGUCAUCAUCCUACUGAUAAUUAUUUAUUAACUGCAUGUGAAGAUGAAGUCAAGUUAUGGGGGAUUAAGGCUAUGGAUGAUUAAUAUUAAAAUAAGUUAGGCCGCGUUUCCAUCUGGCCUUAGACUUGCAAGCUGCUGUCAGACAGACUGUCGGGCAUUUCUUGCGGAAGUUUUCUUGCAAAUGGAAACGCGGCCUUAGAAUAAAUACUCAUUUUAUUAAGUAAAGUUUAAUAAAAUUAAAAACUUUGUUGUAUAAAUUCAUAAAAUUAUUGUAUUGUCACCAAUACUCGUGUUGGUUUCCUACAAGUAUACAAACAUACAGGUGAAGUAAUAAAAGUGUGCUAAAAAUGUUAAAAAUGAAAACAAUUCCUAUUUCAUAUGUUAUUAAAGGAAGUAAAAUAUGAAUUAUUAUUUAUAA